Asterias rubens (European starfish) is the source of this 2943-nucleotide messenger RNA. RefSeq names its product kelch-like protein 30. NCBI's taxonomy places the organism in Eukaryota, Metazoa, Echinodermata, Asteroidea, Forcipulatida, Asteriidae. The coding region runs from base 166 to 2001 and encodes 611 amino acids. The transcript has 3 exons. The record is from RefSeq and is a predicted model, not a curated record. Gene Ontology annotation, molecular function: protein binding.
CAAAUAGUGAACCACAAGGGGAACCUGUCCUUGUAUUAUAUACCUGAUUCAGGUAUAUAAUUUAUAAAAUAAGCAUAUAAUCCGAAUAGACAUAGAGCCGUCGUCCAGUGCUAGUGCAGUAUAGUAUAGUGGUUUUUGACAUUGGACGUCUCAACAAUUACAAAGAUGUCCAGUAAAGCUUCAUGCGAUCAAAGCCUAGGUGUUGUCAAUUCCAUGCCUGACGCUCUGCAUCAAGACUCAUCUGCCAAUCGUAUACAUCACAAUGCCCAUCCUGCUAUACUCUUGGAGGGGUUGAACACACUACGCAAUGAGGAGAGCUUAACGGAUAUAUCCCUUGUGACUGAGGAUGGGCAACAGAUUGCCUGUCACCGUGUGGUUCUUGCUGCUUCUAUCCCCUACUUCAAGGCCAUGUUUACCAGCGGCAUGCAAGAGACCAAAUCCCAGCAAGUUCGCAUGCAAGGUAUCGCUGGGUCUACUCUGAGGUUAAUUGUUAACUACUGCUACACAGGCUCCUUCAUUAUCACAGAAAAUAACGUGGAAGAAGUUGCAAAUGCUUCAAACAUACUUCAGUUUGAGUCACUAGAGGAAGAAUGUGCCCGAUUCUUGGGUAGUCGUCUCAACGCCACAAAUAGUCUGGAAACAGAAAUGGUUGGUCAGCGGCUCUUUAAUCGGCAGCUGAGUUCACAAGCUCAUGACUAUUCGGUUGGGAACUUUACCGAUGUGACUUUCUCUCAGGAGUUCUUGGAGUUUUCCGAGGAGCAGGUAGAUGACUUCAUCUCAGAGAAUCUAUACAUAGAUUUGGAAGAGGAGGUGUACUAUGCCGUCAUGAGAUGGGUUAAGCAUGACUGGGAGAACCGCAACAGUUACCUCUCAACCUUGUUUACGAAAGUCUUUUUUGAACUGAUGGACAACAACUUCUUGCUGGAAAUUGCAGCACAAGAGGCCUUACUGCAUGUACGAGAAGCGGAAGAUUGCUUAAAGAUCGUUAAGAAAGCACUUUCAUUUCACAAGGCACACGCUGACUCAAUGUUUCUACCAAACAGCCAAUCCCACCUGUCCGCUAAAGUUCACACAAUGAGGAAUUUUUCAGAAGUCAUGAUUCUCAUCGGAGAGUUCCGAAAUCAAGCUGAGGGUCUGAAUCCAAAAUCCAGCAAUCUUCUUCUGUACAACCCUAAGAGUUGUAAAUGGGAGGAGUUACCCCAGUCCCCUUUUGACGGUAGUUGGGAAUUCUCCACAUCAGCCACAAACAUCAAUAAUGAUGUUUUGGUAUUGACCAGUCGCCAUCGAGCGUGGCUGUACAUAACUUGCGAGAAGAAGUGGUCAUUGUUGACCAAUCGAAUGGAACACCGUAACGGUGAAUGUCUGGUGACUCAUGAGAACCAGGCUUUUGUCCUUGGUGGUAUGACGCCGGUUGCAGGUACCGUUAUGACCAGCGUUCAGUAUUUUCAAGCAGUCACUAAGCAGUGGUUAGAUGUUUCACCUAUGAUCAGCGGUCUAACUCGCACCUCUGCGGUAGACUGUCUGGAUAAGAUCUAUAUUAUAGGAAGCACCGGAUCGCGUUUGAUCUCCGAGAUGUUCUGUUACUCCUUUCACUCCGAUGAAUGGGUCAAAUGUUUGCCGCUGUCGCAGCGAUUAAUCAACCCAAAGAUGGUUGCUGUUAAGGGUUGCUUGUAUGUCCUGGGUCAUCUGGAUGACUUCACCAUGGCUAUGCUCAAAUAUGAUGUCAUUGCCGCAACGUGGAGUAACACAGAGGCUCCAUUAGUGGCAAGGAAGGGUGCCUCGGUCAGCGUUUGCAACAACAAAAUCUACCUCUUUGGCGGCAAGGUGGAGAGUAACGAUUACCAACAGGCAUACGAGUUUACGAUCGAGUGUUACAACCCGGAAACUGAAAUUUGGAGUAUCCAUGAUACAUCGCCUUGGUUACUGAAUGGAGAGCAGACGGUCACCGUAUUAAACCCUUCGUUCCCGCCUGCGUUACAUUUUGGCCCCAAGAAACACUGAAUGUUUCAGGCAUGACACUUAACAGCUGAAAAGCUGAUGUCCUCUUCUUUUUUGGAAGUACAAAGAAAAUCAAAUAUUGUACACAGCUUGUUUGACAAGAUUUGUGUAAAAAUAAUUACUGAAUAUACAUGAUAAUGUAAAAAAAAACCUUAAUUUGUGUGUAUUUUCAUUUUAUUUUUACUUUUUUACAAUACAAAAAUCUCCAAAUUACUUGUCACUAAUAACUGUUUGUCAGAUGGAUAAAUUAGGAAUAAAAUAAAUAAAAAAAACUGGAUGUAUGAUUCAAUGGCACGUUUUCCCUUAACAAACUUUAGUCUGCAAAGUUCCCACCCAAAUGUGUUGUCUUUUACCCAAGGAACAUUAAUGCAUAUAUUCAUAUCCUGUUUUAUAGUGAUUUACAGUACUUUACAGACCUUGUCAGUACAUUGUAUUCAGCGCUGGUUGAUACCAGCAUUAGAGCAAGGAAACUAGGUUGAAAGCAAAGGGAGAAAAGUGGGUCUCAACCAUGAAUUUAUGGUGUACUCGUUUCUGUUUCUACAAAUAUCUUAGUUCAAAGCAACAGUACGGAAUUGGUUUUUGCUAACAAAACUUUUAAAAACAUACGUACAUUGUACAUUCUAAUCCAUGAAUCUACACUUUCUUGUCCAUUCUCCUUAUCGUAUUAAAAUCUCUUAUUUCUCAUUUUCACCACUUCCUAUAGAAGUGUUUGUUUUUUUGGCAACUGGUACGUGUAUAUUCAGACACACCUACAUGUAUGUUCCAAAAACCCUAUGUUCAUUCAUUCACUCAUUCAUUUAUUAGAAAUCACAUGGCAACCAAACGCUUAAUUGAUUGAUAAUUGUUAGCAUAAAAACUAACUUGGAAACAAGCAACAUGGAGAGGUGUUGGUAGUAUAAAACAUUGUAGGACGGCUCCAUCUGAAGCAACGUAGUUUGUGAGAAA